Strongylus vulgaris is the source of this 225-nucleotide messenger RNA. The record is from the annotation of a GenBank genome assembly. NCBI's taxonomy places the organism in Eukaryota, Metazoa, Nematoda, Chromadorea, Rhabditida, Strongylidae.
AUGGUACCCUGCGGUCUAGUAAGCACCACUUCGGUUGGUGAGAAUGUGGUCGAUGUCCGCAUGAAUCGUACCGUUGGGCAACUCCCAUCUCCACCGGCAGUGCUCUCUCUUCACGAAGUGGUGUUGCCAUGGAAAAGUCGAUGGAUAAGAGCCCAACAAGACGGGUUACCAUUCUCAUUCCGGAAUCCUGAUCCAAUUUCCCAUCCUAUGCCCCCCUUCUUCUGA